AUGGAGACCUACCUCGAAGCAUUGGAUCUAUGGGAACCAGUGGAGAAAGACUAUGAAGUUCAGCCACUUCCAACAAACCCCAUUACAGAGUAUGCAGGCGAUGAAAGGAUUCGUGGAAUGCAAGUGUUGAAUCUUAUCAGGGAUUUUGAAUUGCAGAGAAUGAAGGAGUCAGAAUUAGUAAAAAAGUACUCGGACAGACUUUUAAGCAUUGCCAACAAGGUGAGGUUGCUUGGAUCCGAGUUAACAGAUUCAAGAAUUGUGGAGAAGUUACUUGUAACAGUGCCAGAAAGGUUUGAAGCAACUAUAACAACCCUGGAAAACGCAAAGGAUCUGUCAAAAAUUUCCCCUAAAGAGCUCUUAAAUGCCUUGCAAACACUAGAUCAAAGGAGAGCCAUAAGACGGGAUGGAGUAGUAUAA
Capsicum annuum is the source of this 417-nucleotide messenger RNA. RefSeq lists its product as uncharacterized. The transcript has 2 exons. NCBI's taxonomy places the organism in Eukaryota, Viridiplantae, Streptophyta, Magnoliopsida, Solanales, Solanaceae. The coding region runs from base 1 to 417 and encodes 138 amino acids. The record is from RefSeq and is a predicted model, not a curated record.